UCUCUUUCUCUUUCUACCUCCAUUCUUUUCCCUCUCUUAUUUCUUCCCCAUCGUUUCUUCUUCCUUUUUCUUUCUCUUUCUACCUCCAUUCUUUCCCCUCUCUUCUUUCUUCCCCAAACCCAUCUCUUAGAACCCCAUCCCCCAAAUUCACGGCAACAAGAAAGGCAAGUCGGCGACGAGUGCGGCUUCCAGGUAGCCGAAAUGAAUUAUCACAAACAUAAGCUUCUGCUUCUGGUAAAAGCGCUGUUCUUGAUCAGCUUCAUUCCUCCGACAAAUUCAUCCAACAGGGACGCUGCAAUCCUGCUCCGGGUCAAGAACGGCCAGCUCCAAGACCCGCUCCGAAAGCUCGGGGAUUGGAUCGAAUCAUCACCAAAUUCUCCAUGCAACUGGACGGGCAUUACUUGUGACGGCCAGACCAACAACGUCGUCUCCGUCAACCUCUCCGGAGUUAACGUUUCAGGGAAGUUUCCAGCGGACUUUUGCCGGAUUUCUUCCCUGCGAAAUCUCGACCUCUCCCUCAAUAGUCUCGGCGAAGGCAUUACUUCUGAUUCGAUUUCUUUGUGCUCUCGUCUCGCUUCUCUGAACCUCUCGUCCAAUAAUUUUGUCGGCAGCUUGCCCGAGUUCCCGGUGCAGUUUCUGAAUUUGACGACCCUUGAUUUUUCCUACAACAAUUUCUCGGGUGAAAUCCCGACUAGUUUUGUUAAUUUGCCAAGACUCCGGGUGUUGAAUCUGGGUUCAAACUUGCUAAACGGGUCGAUCCCGGAAUUUUUGACCAAUUUAACUGAGUUAACUGAGUUAGUGCUGUCAGUAAAUCUUUUCCGCCCCAGUCCUCUGCCGCCGAACAUAGGCCGCCUGGCGAAACUUGAGAAGCUGGUGUCGACAUACACAAACCUUGUCGGAGAAAUUCCUGAAUCUAUUGGAGAUCUUGUUUCUAUCAAAGACUUCGACAUUUCGCAUAACGGUCUCGUCGGGAGAAUCCCGGAUAGCAUUGGGAAGAUGAAAAACGUAGAACAGAUUGAAUUGUAUGGAAACCAACUGUCAGGUGAAUUGCCAGAUGCUUUUUCGAAUCUGACUUCUUUGCUCCGGUUCGAUGCUUCAGAAAACAACCUGACAGGGAAAAUACCUCAAAGUCUGGCAGGUGUCGCCCUGGAAUCGUUACAUCUCAAUGACAAUUUUUUGGAAGGUGAAAUUCCAGAGAUUUUAGCUCUAAACCCGAAUCUUGUCGAGCUGAGGCUGUUUAAUAACAGGCUUUCGGGUGUUCUACCAGAAUUUUUGGGUAUGAAUUCGGGUUUGGAAGAGAUUGAUGUUUCCAACAACUACUUGGAAGGCCCAUUGCCUCAGAAUUUGUGCUACAGAAAGAAGCUUCAGUUUUUUAUAAUCUUCGGGAACAGAAUUUCAGGUACAAUACCAGAGUCAUACGGCGAAUGUAGUGGUUUAAUAUACGUGCGAAUUCAAGAAAACGAACUGUCUGGACAAGUACCUGAUGGGUUAUGGGGGUUUAGCGGACUUGAACAUGUUGAGUUUUCUAACAACAGAUUGGAAGGAUCUAUUCCGCCGUCAGUUUCAAGUGCAAAAAACCUAGAACAAUUAUUAAUAUCUGGCAACAAUUUUUCAGGCGAAUUACCGGUAGAAAUCUGCGAUUUGAAAGAGCUGAAGAAAUUUGACUCAAGCCGGAACCGGUUUUAUGGUAAGCUGCCUCCUUGUAUUACUCAACUGACCAAGUUACAGGAGCUUCACAUUCAGGGGAACAGGUUCACCAGUGAAAUUCCGAAAAGCAUUGCAGCUUGGAGAGAGUUAACGGAGUUGGACUUGUCGGACAAUCAUUUUUCCGGCAACAUUCCGGUGGAGCUGGGUGAUUUGCCUGUGCUAACAUUCUUGAAUCUUUCAAACAAUUUGCUUUCUGGGCAAAUUCCAGUUGAAUUAACAAAACUCAAGCUUAAUGAGUUCAAUGUCUCCAACAAUAGGCUCCAAGGAAAAGUGCCACUUGGUUUUGAUACUAAGUUUUUCCUCUCAAGUCUAAUGGGCAAUCCGGAUUUGUGUAGUUCGGAUCUUAGGCCGCUUCCUCCUUGCUCGAGAUCCAAAUCCGUAAGCUUGGUAAUGGUGGCAGUUCUUUCAGCUCUAGCAGUAAUACUUGUGGUGUUACUCCUCUGGCUCUUGAUCAAAACCAAGAAGUUAAUGAUUUUCGGUAGUAGAAGUAGUAAGUCCUGGAAGAUCACAGCUUUUCAGAGGUUCGGAUUAGAUGAAGAACAAGUGUUGGCCUCAUUGAAAAAUGAAAACCUCAUUGGAUCUGGAGGAUCAGGUCGGGUUUAUCGGGUCAAGUUGAAAUGUGGGCAGACCGUGGCAGCAAAGAGGCUUUGGGAGCCAAAAGGGUUAGCAGAAUCCGAGGCAUUGUUCAUGUCGGAGAUUGAAACGUUGGGAAGAGUUAGACAUGCUAACAUUGUAAGAUUGUUGUUUAGUUGCAUUAGUGAUGAUUUUAAGGUGUUGGUUUACAAUUACAUGGAGAACGGGAGUUUGGGGGAUGUAUUGUAUGGAGAGAACGGCGGAGUGCUGUUGGAUUGGCCUAAACGGUUCGCCAUUGCAAAGGGGGCGGCCCAAGGGCUCGCCUACUUGCAUCACGACUGCGUGCCUGCAAUCGUUCACAGGGAUGUUAAGUCUAACAACAUAUUGUUGGACGAAGAGUUCAGGCCGAAAGUGUCUGAUUUUGGCUUAGCCAAGAUACUGAAACAGGACUCGAAAGAGGGUGAUCAAGUCAUGUCCCGUGUUGCCGGUUCUUAUGGUUAUAUUGCUCCAGAAUAUGCCUACACAAUGAAAGUCACUGAGAAGAGCGACGUCUAUAGCUUUGGGAUAGUGCUAUUGGAGCUAAUCACUGGCAAAAGGCCAAAUGACAACUCGUUUGGUGAGAACAAGAACAUCGUCAAGUGGGUAACGGAGAUUGCACUAUCAUCUUCAGCUCAAGGAAGUGGAAAUGGCAUAUAUGUUGCCGGUUUGGAUCAACUACUAGACCCCCGGAUGAACACUUCCACCAUCAGUUACGAGGAGGUAGAGAAGCUUUUGAACAUCGCUUUGUCAUGCACUGCUGAAUUGCCCAUCAGCAGACCGUCUAUGAGACGGGUUGUUGAGUUGCUGAAAGACCGUUCACCGAAUGGUUCUAAGUAGAGCAAUUGAGGACUUAAUUUUUCUAUAGUCCCAGUUUCCAAGUGAAAAUCAGUGGCAGCAUGUUGACAUGAGUGCAAGUUUCAGGCAAAUUAGGAGUAGGUUAGCACUUGUUGGUGUGGCAUAUGAGUAUUUCUGUAAUGUCUGAUAGUUUUAGCCUCAAAAUAGAAGAGGAAAAACAGAGAAUUUAGUUGUUGGAUUUGAAGAUUUUGCAUUUUCUCCAAUGGUCUAUUUUGCUGAUUGUGUACAUCAGUUAAGAAAAUGUAAUUGUAUUUCUCACUUGAGAAAGAAAAGAACCAAAUGUGAUUUGACAGAUUAUGUCUAAGUUUAUGUGAUGUAAUUUCCACAUAGGUUAAA
Molecule: messenger RNA, 3510 nt
Organism: Sesamum indicum (sesame)
Lineage: Eukaryota; Viridiplantae; Streptophyta; Magnoliopsida; Lamiales; Pedaliaceae
Gene: HSL2
Product: HAESA-like 2
Biological process (GO): protein phosphorylation
Molecular function (GO): protein kinase activity; ATP binding; receptor serine/threonine kinase binding
Source: RefSeq, a predicted model, not a curated record